UAAUAAUUGAUUUUUAAUUUUUAAAAACAAAGCUGUUGAUUGAAUUAUUUCUUUGAAAAUGGCGUUGUAGUCUUAAUUUUCAUAUUAUUUUAAAAUGUAGUUGAAUUAUCUAAAAAUGAACGAGUCGAGAUAGUUAACGACAUUUAAGAUUGAUUUGACUGCUAAAGUCGAGUUUUAUAAGGUUUAUUGGUACAGUCCUUACGUUAUUAUGUUUUCAUGCAUAUCAUUCUGUGUACCCUAUAAAAAUAUAACUAGUUUCUAGUAUCUCGUUCUUUAUACUCAAAAUGGAUGAAGACAAAUCAUUGAUAGAUGUUUUACAUUCAUUAGAACUGGAUACAUCGGAAAUUAACGAUGCCGAGUUCAAUAUUCCAGCAAUUGAUGAUGUCCCAACCAUAGAAAGUAUAUUAAAUGAUGAAGAUGUUUCCUUACUUAGUGAAGAUGAUAUAUCAAUUUACCAGAGCAAAUUGAAAAUUCCUUACUAUGAUUCGGGUGCUGAUUCUACAUCUUUGAGUAGUAUUAAUAGUAGUCGUUUGUGUAUAGAAAAUUCAUCUAAAUAUUUAAAUACAAAAUCGGAUCCUGGCCGAAUUUUACGUCAUAUGAUUCUCAAACCUGUAUCUAGUCAAAUGCAAUCAUUUUGUGAUCGGUUUAAUGCAGGACAACCAAGUGCAAUUAAAGUAUCUUCGCUUCUUAUUGUAGUCGGCACGACAAACGGUUUUAUAAUUUUAUUUGAUUCUUCUCAAACAUUUCUGUGGUAUCACGAAGCAGUAGACAGUGGUGCGGUAUCUGCUUUAGAUUUUAAUCAUGAUUGUUCUCGAUUACUUGCUGGAUAUGUUCAAGGAACAGUAAUAAUGUUUGAUUCGUCUUCUACCACUUGUAAAAUUUUACGAACAAUGAACAACGUCCAUACACCAGAUACAGCAGUAUUACAUUUAAAAUUUACAGAUUUGCCUAACUUGGCCAUUGUAAAUGACAGUGCCGGUUCUGUUUUUGAACUAAAUUUUAAAAGAAAUUUUGGUAUCAGGAGUGUAGAAUCUAAGUGUUUGUUUUCUGGUGGCCGUGGAAGAGUUUGUUGUAUCGAGCCAUUGCUAUUCAACCAAUUAACUAGCCAUCCCAUGAAUGGCUAUGUAAUUAUUGCAAUGGCCACAUUAUCAAAAAUUAUAAUUGUUACGAUUCGACCAAACACGGAAUUACUGUUGUCUCAAAAUAUCAUCGCUACGCAUCCUUGUCUUCCUCUUUUGUCUUGGCAAUUCGUUAUUAUACAAUUCAGCAAAACGUCCAAUUCCAGUCAUAGAAUUAUGGACCCGGUAUUAGCGUUUACACGAGACAAUACAGUUUACUUCUAUCAGAUUAAUAUUGACAAUCAAGACCAACUAUGUUGUUGUUCGUUACAAAAGAUUACAUUGCCUUAUACAAUAAUCGCUUGUAGCUGGAUGAAUGCUCGUACCUUACUCACAAUGAAUUCAUCUGAACAUAUUUAUUUGGUUGACGUUCGAGUUGGAGAUGAAAUGGAACAAUUAGACUUAUCAAAUAUCGGAUUAGUUUACACUUCAAGUUACUACCAAAGUAGCGAUAAUAGACAUGUUGAUACAUGUUGUUAUAGUUCCGUUCAUGGUUUUAGUAAUCAAUUAAUUAUAUUAGGAAUUAAAAGCAUACAUACAAUAAGUAUUAGAAGUUGGAUUGAGCGAUUAGACUGUCUGAUUGAUAAAAAAUUGUAUAGUGAUGCAUUACAAUUGGGUGUUGACUUUUUAGAAGAAAGAGGCAAAGCCGUUCUCGGACUUAGAGGCACGCGCCUUCACAGACAUAAAAUAGUUAAAGAAAAGGUUAUUGACAUCUUAACAGCAUACAUUGAUUCAAUAGUAGAAGUGAAUAAUCUAAAUAAUUACAAAGAAGGCAUUCCUAUUAUAGCUGAUAUAUGUGUGCAUCUCCAUAAAACUAAUUUAUUAUUUGGUCAUCUUUGGGAAGGUGCAGAACAAAUAAAACCGGCUUGUGACAUAUUUUUAGAAUGUUUAAAAAAUUACCUCUUCGAAGGUCAAUUUGACAAAGUCCCAACAAAUGUAAUUCAAAAACUGUUUCAAUAUCUCGUAGAUACCAAUCAAUUAAAGGAACUCGAAAAAUGUAUGCUAAAUGUUAAAGUGGAAUGUUUGGAUAUUGAACAAUCUUUAAAUUUAGCAAGAAAAUAUUUCUUGCAUGACGGUCUAAUCAGUAUUUGGACAAGAGCGUUAGAAGACUAUUUGGCUCCUCUUCAAGAACUUGUUCCCCAAAUUAGCUUAACUUCAGAUAACGAACUGUCUGAUUCUACUGUUGAGCUUGGGAAUAAAAUAUUGGUUUACUUGAGUUGCUGUCUUCUAGGCAUAGCUUAUCCUUAUCGAGGUGAUGUACCAUCAAAUUUACAGGACACCGCUAGAAACCACAUAGUGCAGUUCUUAUGUACCCAACAUAGUAUUAAAGCCGACGAUAACGAAGACAUCUAUCCUUAUUUGAGAACGUUGUUGAAAUUUAAUACAACUGAAUUCUUAAAUGUUCUUUCAAUGGCAUUUUCUGAUCAACGUUUCAUCAGUCAACAAAAACAACGUAUUUGCUGCAUAUUAUCAUCGCUUAUAUCAAAUAGUAAAGAUUUAAAAUCAAAUCAGCUAGGCUUGAUUUACGCUUUUAUAGUUAAGUGGCAGCAAGAAGAAAAUUGUAUAAAACCCGAAACACAAGUUUUUGAAACCGUAACAUCUAUGUUAGUAUCGUCAGAACAAACGACUCCAAUUGAAGAAAGAGAAAAAGCAUUUAUCCAAUUAAUACGAUCAGGAGCAUUCGACAAUAACUCAGAAUUACUAAAAACUGCUGAGCAUGCCAAAUUUUAUAGCGUCUGUAGAGAAAUCUGUUCCGAACGUGGCGAUUAUAAAAAUAUGUUCAAAUAUUUUCUAAUAGAUAAUAAAAAGAAACACCAAAUUUUUUCCUUUAUUUCUUCGAACCCUGAACAAUUCAAAGAACUAGUAUACGAUAACUUGAAAGAUUUAUUAGAUAUUGAUGCUGUAAGGUGUGGCAUUGUUUUCGGUUCAUUCUAUUCACAUAAGGUGUUCAAUGCUUCAAAUCAAAUUGAUUUGGACAAGCAAAGAUAUCUAUUCCUAAAAGGUGCGCUGCCCCAUACCUGUCCAGACGUUUCCCUUUGUACUAACUAUUUAGAACUAUUGUGCGAGCACGAACCAAAGACAGUUACGAGUUUUGUAAAAACAAACGAUUCAUUGCAUCUAACAAGAGCCAUUGCUGCUACAAGAGCUGCCGGACUUGAUAACGCUACUGCUUUGCUGUUAGAAAGACUUGGCGAUUUUCAAGGCGCAUUUGAUUUGCUUUUUGGAAAGCUACAGGAAGCCAUUAAGCAAGAGGAUUCUAUCGAAGAAUGUACUGAAACUUUAGUGGCUUUAACUCAAAGAGGAUCAGCUGUACUUGAUCCCAAAACUACAUGGUUACCUAUUCUGCAAUGUCUCCUAAGUCUUCAAUCACAUGAUUAUCUAAGAAAAGUACUGAACAAUUGUGAUUUAAAUUUAACUACUGAAAUGCAUUUGCUUCUGAAUAGUUCAUCUGGUACUAUCGGUGAUUUUAGAAAUUUAAUAAUGGGGUUAAUUGAUAAAUGCAAGUAUGAACUACAAAUGUUACAAACAUCAGAAACAUUACUCCAUGCUGAUUUACAUGGAAAACUAGUAAAUGCUAUUGAUUUCGCCAAAAGAGGUAUAACUAAUCCUGUGAUAUGUUCCUCGUGCAAGCAAAAACUUUUAAUGGACUCUAUUUCAAUAUUCAGGUGUGGCCAUGGAUUUCAUUCGGAUUGCUUAGGUUUACAAGUGGACUGUUUGUUUUGUAUGCCAAAUAAUGUUAGUAUAGCUUAAAGUACAAUUUUUUUUUACUUUUUAUUCUGAUUUGUAAAUAAAUUGUUUACCAAUUA
Adelges cooleyi (spruce gall adelgid) is the source of this 3925-nucleotide messenger RNA. It is a transcript of the gene Vps8, whose product is annotated as vacuolar protein sorting-associated protein 8 homolog. The record is from RefSeq and is a predicted model, not a curated record. Gene Ontology annotation, molecular function: protein binding. Gene Ontology annotation, biological process: endosomal vesicle fusion; protein targeting to vacuole. NCBI's taxonomy places the organism in Eukaryota, Metazoa, Arthropoda, Insecta, Hemiptera, Adelgidae. Gene Ontology annotation, cellular component: HOPS complex; late endosome. The coding region runs from base 285 to 3869 and encodes 1194 amino acids. The transcript is spliced from 24 exons.